Messenger RNA from Jaculus jaculus (lesser Egyptian jerboa), 384 nucleotides. It is a transcript of the gene Smim35, whose product is annotated as small integral membrane protein 35. Bases 1 to 384 code for a protein of 127 amino acids. The record is from RefSeq and is a predicted model, not a curated record. The transcript has 5 exons. NCBI's taxonomy places the organism in Eukaryota, Metazoa, Chordata, Mammalia, Rodentia, Dipodidae.
AUGGCAUCAGCCAGGUCCAACCAAGCCCAAGUGUUGUCCCUGACGGGAGGUGGUGUGGCUGCCGGGGGUUGGGACCCCGAGGUUUUGCUGGCCCUGGCCUAUGUCCAGAAGCUUGGAGCCUUUGGCACGCUAGGUGAAGACUCCAUCAGCGCCUUGGGCCUGAUCCUGGGCGUGGGGCUGUCGCUGCUGCUCGUGUCUAUCCUUGGCUACAGCCUGGCCAAGUGGUACCAGCGUGGGUACUGCUGGGAGGGUCCUAAUUUUGUCUUACACUUGUACCAAAUCCGGAACCUGAAGGACUUGGAGGUGGGCCCACCCUUCACGAUCAGUGACCACAUCAGCAGUCCAGAUGGUGGCUACAUGAAGUUCUCCAACGGGCUAGUCUGA